This is a messenger RNA of Trichomycterus rosablanca, 809 nucleotides long. RefSeq names its product relaxin 1 (gene rln1). The transcript is spliced from 2 exons. The record is from RefSeq and is a predicted model, not a curated record. Gene Ontology annotation, molecular function: hormone activity; G protein-coupled receptor binding. Gene Ontology annotation, cellular component: extracellular region. Lineage: Eukaryota; Metazoa; Chordata; Actinopteri; Siluriformes; Trichomycteridae. Bases 120 to 638 code for a protein of 172 amino acids.
AGGCAGUAGGAGGUCUCUGCUCCUGAACCACGUCACUCUCUGCAGGGUAUAAAGCAGCAGUAGUGAGUGAGUGUGUGAAUGAGUGAGUGAGUGUGUGUACCUGGUGGAACUGAAGCACCAUGUCACGCCUGUUGAUCCCGGUGCUGCUGUGUGGAGUGAGUGUGUGCGUGUGCGCCUCUGAGCAGAGGGACUACGGGGUGAAGCUGUGCGGCAGAGAGUUCAUCCGGGCCGUCAUCUUUACCUGCGGGGGGUCACGCUGGAGACGCUCCGUCCACCCUGUCCCACCCAACAACCCAAACCUGCCGGUUUCCUAUCAGAGCUCGUGGGACAGCGACGACAAUCCCGGCUGGUUACGACCCAACAGAGCGGCACCAUCUGAACAAUCAUCCUCCUCCACCUUCUCUCUGAGCGACCUUCUGCAGGUCAUGGGGGAGCAGACCAACCCCAAAGACGAGUUCAGUCCACACGAGAAAGCACAGAGAAGCCGGACGGGCUCGACCUUCUCCUCCUGGUCACCGGGGCUCGAUCGAUCGAGGAGUUUAGAUCAGGACCGCAGGAGGCGCAGCUUCUCGCACGGCCUGGCCGGAGUGUGCUGCAAUCAGGGCUGCACCAAAAACGACAUCGGGCGCCUCUGCUGAGGAACGGUGGCGUCGUGGCGGGGAUGGGGGUGCAGUCUGGGACUUUUUACACAUUUCAGAGGGAAGGACGGCACCACAUCGCUGAGCUGAUCUGUAAAUAUUGUAUUUUGUGAACGUGUGUGUGUGUAAAAACACAGAAUAACUAAUAAAUAAACGUUAUUGUGAAAUAUG